Messenger RNA from Prorocentrum cordatum, 651 nucleotides. The record is from the annotation of a GenBank genome assembly. Lineage: Eukaryota; Dinophyceae; Prorocentrales; Prorocentraceae.
AGUCGAGGAGCGAUGGCCGGGGCGUCGCUGGCUGCGGCCGUGGCGGCGGCCACCUGCGCGCGCGGCGCGCUGGGGCAGAGGCCCGGAGCGGCCACGCCCGAGGGCCGGCCGGAGCUGCUGCUGCAGAGCUGCGGGGCGCCGGGCAGCUGCGCGGAGGAGCCCGGCAGCGUGACGCUGGACGCGCAGUGGCGCUGGCUGCACGACGCGGAGAGCUGAGGGACUGCAUGGAGAAGGAGGCGUGGAACAAGGACGUGUGCAAGGACCCGGCGGCCUGCGCGGAAGCCUGCAUGCUCGAGGGCAUCGCUCCCGAGGACUACGGCGCCCUCUACGGCGUCAGGUCCGACGGGCGCGGCCUCGAGCUGGGCUUCGUCACCGCGUCGGACUUCGGCAGGACGGACGGUGGGCUCCCGCCUGUACGUGAUGGAGAACGACGACACGUACAAGCUGUUCCAGCUCGGAGAAGAAAACAAAUCGUGAGAUUGCAUUCGACGUCGACGUGUCCACGCUGCCCUGCGGCCUCAACGCUGCACUGUACAUGGUCGAGAUGGACGCCAAGGGCGGCCGCAGCCCAGCGGGCGCCAAGUUUGGGACCGGAUACUGCGACGCUCAGUGCCCCCACGGCCAGAAGUUCAUCGAUGGAGAGGCCAACCU